GAAUGCCUCGCACAGUACAGACACAGAAAAAAGAUACUAAAAAAAAAAAAAAAAAGCCCUUCUUCAUCCUUCCUGUGUAUUUUGCAGAAAACAGAAAAACCUGCAGGUGUCUGUGAGAAAGGAAAGGAGGAGGAAGCGGGUGCGACCUGAGCUCCCACUUCACCAAAGCCUGGAAACGGACAGAAGAGGACGCACGGAUCCGCAAGUGCCGCACAUUGGACUUUUCCACCAUCAGCAACCACUCUCUCCCCUGUUUCGCCAUCCCUGCUCCUCCUCCUCCUCCUCCUCAUAGGUCCCCCACUUUCUCCUCAUCCUCAUUCUUUCAUCACCUUCAGUCAUCCCAGAAUAGCAUUUCUCCACCAGAGCGCUCUCAGCCAAAACAUCAGUGGGAUUUUCUAUUUAAAAAAAAAAAAAAAAAAAGAAAAAAAAAAUAGAGGGGGUCGACUUGGGAGAAGCUUGGAGAUGGAUUGAAAUUAAAAAAAAAAAAAAAAAGAAGGGGGACUGUAUUCAUCCACGCACCGCAAAACUGGAGCAGCACGCGAGACCACGCCGGGGAGGACGGGGGAGACGGGACUCGGUGAAUUCACGGAGCCCCCGGGACAGAGGCUGUGACUGGUCCCACCCCAAGAUGAUGUCCCCCAAAAGCAAGGCCAAGAAGAAGCCGCCCAAAGACAGCAUGACGCUUCUGCCGUGCUUUUAUUUUGUAGAGCUUCCUAUAGUCCUGUCCUCCUUGGUGUCCCUGUAUUUCCUGGAGCUGACUGAUGUGUUGUCGCCAGCGAUGGUGGCCUUCCGUUGCCAUGACCGCGACCUCUCUAUGCCCUAUGUGGAAACGGGUGAUGAGCUCAUACCUCUGCUGAUGCUCCUGAGUUUGGCCUUCGCCGGUCCUGCUGCUUCUAUUAUGAUGGGGGAGGCUCUGAUGUACUGUAUGCAGUCCAAACUGAAGACCUGUCCCAAAUCUGAGAGCAGCAUCAACGCUGGAGGCUGCAGCUUCAACUCCUUCUUACGCAGAACUGUGCGCUUUGUCGGUGUUCAUGUGUUCGGUCUCCUGGCAACAGCCCUGGUGACAGAUGUCAUCCAGCUCGCUACCGGUUACCACGCCCCUUUCUUCCUCACCGUAUGUCAACCCAAUUAUACAGCACCGGGAGUGUCAUGUGACAAUAAUGCCUACAUCACACAGGACAUCUGCAUGGGGAAAGAUCAGUAUGCCAUCAUGUCAGCUCGGAAAACGUUUCCAUCCCAGCAUGCAACGCUCUCUGGCUUCGCUGCUGUCUAUAUCUCCAUGUAUUUCAAUGCCAGCAUCAGCAGCACGACUAAGCUCCUGAAGCCGUUGUUGGUGUUUGCGUUCUGCAUGGCAGCAGGCCUCGCUGGGCUGACGCAGAUAACUCAGCACCGCAGUCAUCCCAUAGACGUUUAUGUGGGAUACCUGAUAGGAGCUGGCAUUGGAGUCUACCUGGCUGUGUUUGCUGUGGGAAACUUCAAAGCAUCAGAGGAGGACGCUCCCUGUUUUCCCAGACUGGCCCCGGCCCAGCAGAAGGACAGCCUGAGGGUGCUGAGCCAGCGCAGUCACGACUCGCUGUACAGAAAAACUCCCAGGGUGUCAGAGAGCAGGGAGGAGCUGGGGAUGGGCUCUGGAGCCCGGAGUAAGGUGAGGAGAGAGAAGGCAUCCUUGGCCUCCCUAAAGCGAGCCAGCGCUGACGUGGAGCUCCUGGCGACCACUCGUCCCAUGGGGAAGGAAACCAUGGUGACGUUCAGUAACACCUUGCCUCGAGUCGCGAACGGCAACAGCCCCAUUUCCCCGACAGAGGAACCGGCUGCUACACAGCGUCACAUGACCUUCCACGUGCCCUUUGACCCCCAGAGGUCUCGGCAGCUGGUGUCGGAGUGGAAGCAGCGUUCCCUGGAGCUCCGCAGCCAGAGCUCACGUGACGAGGACGAGGCUGCCGACAGAACCGACGGAGGAGACGAAGGAGGAGCAGUUGGAGAAGGAGAACAGGCGAUGCCGUCCUCGCUGUAUCCCACUGUCCAAGCCAACAAAGGCACCGCCACGCCAACCGGAGCCAGGAUGGUGGUGGCGCCCCCGUUGGUUCAUAUCCCUGAGGAGGCCUCCCGCCCACCGCCCGUCUCCCCUAAGAGUGCCAAGACCCGUGCCAAGUGGCUGUCACUCACAGAGGGAGGAGUGGUCAAAGAGCCAGGAACAGGGCCUAUCGCCGUCUCAACUCCCCGUGUGCCCACCACGCAGCCCAGUCAGCCUCCAAGCCAGCAACGAGUCACUCAGGUCAUAGCUAUGUCAAAGCAGGGACAUGGGCCGGUCACCUCAGAGGGGGGCUCUUCUUCUGGUGGUGGCUCUUCCAAUUGCUCCGAGUCGCCCUAUUACCGGAUUCCAUCGGAUCGGGACAGUUGCACCGGUAGCAACCCUGGGAGCAUUGCGGGAAGUGGGAGCAUUGUCACCAUCGACGCUCACGCCCCUCACCACCCAGUUGUGCGUGUGUCGGCCAGUAACGGAAAGCCGUGGGAGUGGAGAAACACCAUCAGUGGUAAUAUGAUGGGCGGAGACCCAGCAGGGGACAAACACCACAGGGCUUUGCAGCGACAGGACAAUGUGAGUCACUACCGGGAUUACCGGACUCUGCCGGUGAAAAGUGACUCGCUCUGCUCCUCCUCGGCCAGCGGCAGCGCUGAGGGAGGAGGAGCAGAUCUGCCUCCCCCACCUUUACCUACCUCCUCCUCCCCUCUGCCUCCACCGCCUCAGCUCUCGUCAUCCCCUCUCCCACCACCACCUCCUCACUCGUCUUCGUCCACAUUACCGCCCCCUCCACACCCAAGCUCCUCCCCAAUGCCCCCUCCACCUCCUCACUCUGCCACCUCUCACAUGCCUCCCCCUCCUCAUCCAUCCUCUCAGAUGUCCCCGCCGCCCCUCCCGUCAUCGUCUCAAAUGCCCCCACCUCCACACCCAUCAUCCUCCCACAUGCCCCCGCCCCCUCACCCAUCUUCCCUCCAAAUGCCCCCACCUCCACACCCAUCAACCUCCCAAAUGCCACCACUUCCACAUCCUUCCUCUUCCCCUUUGCCUCCUCCACCACACCCCUCCUCAUCUAUGCCACCACCUCCUCACCCGUCCUGCUCCAGCAUGCUCCCUCCUCCUCCCCACCCAGACUUACUGAUGGACGGCCACAGUCAGGUGCUGUCUCGUAACUCCACCCUUCCACGUCGGCCCUCAGUCUCUGCUCGCAGCCAUGCUGAGCAGGAGCACUACUACAAGGCCAUGCAAAAUGAGAGGAUGUUAUAGUACAGGAAGUAAGAGUACAGACGUUAUUGUUAUACCAAUGCUUGUGAACAGACAAUGACAGAAAAAGGAUUGUGGCAAGUGAAGAGAGAUUUAUAAAUUUUGAAAAGUGAACAAAUGAAAUAAAAGGUUUAGAGAGUCUGGAAUCCAACAGCAGCUUCAUUCACAAUGCUGGGAAUGGAGAGGCAGCGGGGGGCCAGGACUGUGGAGAGGUCUGGCAGCUCACACAACAGGAGGUUUGGUUUUUCCCUGCUUGCAUGCCUCUGCCCACAGCGCCAGCUCAACAGCAUGGACUGGGAAAAGAACAGACAAGGGAAAGAAGGGGGAGGCAGAGAACAGGGUGAAGAAUUAAGAAGCCUAGUUUGCCCCUGGUUUCAGUGCGCACAUCCUCCUUGUCUGUUUGAGAAACUGGAACCAGCCGGAAGAGAGAUAUCACAAUGAAUGGUGUCGGAUAUGUUCAGUAAGACUUUCCUUGAAAACAGGAAUAAGACAGAAAACAACAACAACAGGUAACACCCGCUGCUCUUGGAAUGGCUUAAAGAUGCCAAGCUUUACACUUAGAAUUUGUUGUUGUACCCACUGGACAAAAUCAUGCAACGCAAAACCUAAAAGUAAGGAAU
Molecule: messenger RNA, 3903 nt
Organism: Sphaeramia orbicularis (orbiculate cardinalfish)
Lineage: Eukaryota; Metazoa; Chordata; Actinopteri; Kurtiformes; Apogonidae
Gene: plppr3a
Product: phospholipid phosphatase related 3a
Exons: 9
Coding region: 629-3286 (885 amino acids)
Biological process (GO): signal transduction; phospholipid metabolic process; phospholipid dephosphorylation
Cellular component (GO): plasma membrane
Molecular function (GO): phosphatidate phosphatase activity
Source: RefSeq, a predicted model, not a curated record